Messenger RNA from Frankliniella occidentalis (western flower thrips), 1995 nucleotides. RefSeq lists its product as uncharacterized. Bases 549 to 1016 code for a protein of 155 amino acids. The record is from RefSeq and is a predicted model, not a curated record. NCBI's taxonomy places the organism in Eukaryota, Metazoa, Arthropoda, Insecta, Thysanoptera, Thripidae. The transcript has 5 exons.
CCCCCGCGAGCUUGGGCGGGCAGAGCCAGGCAGAGCGGUGCGAGACACCGCACGGCCCAGACGCACCAUCCCCGCGCCCGCGCCGCGCCGAGCCGAGCCGAGUGCCGCGAGCGUCCAGCCGAGCCGUCGUCGAUCGGCUCGUGGUCCUGCGCGCCGAGAGGACGCCCAGCGUCGUGCGCGCAGACCCUCGUGUGUGAGUGCGUGUGUGUUUGUGAGCGAGGCUGGAGUUGGUACUCGUCGCCGGAGUCUCCCGGACCCGACAGGACCCCGCUGCCCGCCGGGACCGCCAACCGCCAGCCCGGGCGACGUAACCGGGUCCAAACUUUGGGCCGCGCGCCGCGCCACGCGACGCCGAGCGCAGCUUCCACACCUCUCCGCUGCUCCAAGAGUGCGCGCUGUGCGAGCUCUCCUCCUCCCCCGCUCACCGAAACUCUCUCCGCAUCGACCGUCGGGGGCCCGGCGAGAGCGGCGGUCCGGCCGUCGGCCGCGCGUCGCGUGAGGAGGAGCCAAAUUGAUUUCGAAAAGGCCGUCCAGGUGGCCGCCUCGCCAUGGCAACGCAGUACAUGACCGAGAGCCGCUACCCGCAGAUGCAGCUGCCCUCGGGCUUCAGUAUCGUGGUGGACGAUGUGGACGGUGACCGCGAGGACGAGCUGAUGGCCCUGGCGGACGCCCCGGGCGCUGUCGCCGAGGCCGCCGAGCUGGUGGAGGAGGCCCAGGAGGCGCUCGAGGCGCUGGUGCCGUGCGAGUGCGGCUCCUCCCACGAGAGGAGGGGCAGCAGGGACAGCCGGAGCGGCAGGGAGCCGAUCGACGCGCAGCUCUGCUCCGAGCGCAUCCGCCGAAUACAGGUGGAGGCCCAGAGCCGCAAGAACGAGUUCGCCAAACUGCUGGAGGAGCACGCUCAGGUGGUGCUACGCGUCAAACAGAUGGAGCAGCGGGAGCAGCAGCUGCAGCAUACCGAGGACCACCCGGCGAAGCAGGACCAGGCGCGAACGUCGAGAAACGACGGAGGGAUGUAGACUAUACCUUACGUUGACUAUGGUCGUCUUCAGAUCCAUUCCUCAUUUGGUGAUGGGUUGAGGCAGAACCCAUACUUAUAGCUCUUGAAUAUCGAGAAAAGGAAAAGAAAAUGCUCAGGAGCUCCCAAAGCUCUGCAACCAUAUGAUUGAUAAGUUGUACUCGUGGUAUGCAGUGACCCACUUUGAUCGCCUAAAGUACCAGCUUAAACGCAAUUAUUUCCAAGAUUAGACUACAAAAACAGUUCAUUUAUAGCAAAUUUAUUUUUUUGAAAAUUAGACAAGAGGUGUAAGUUUCCAAGUAGUCUGAAGAUAUGGGGGGGGAAAACGUUUAUUUAUGCUGUAAAUGUUAUUAAAGAAAUACAUUCUUUGCUGCAUAUGCAGUAAACUUUCAAGGUUUCAUACCUUUCUUUCGAGAUAUUAUUGGAUCAUAUUGUUGUGAUGUGAUGAGAUGAGCUGCUCCUUGAUUGUGCUUGAAAUGAGAUAGCUAAAGGUCCUUGUGAACAAAUUUGUGGAUUUCAGAAAUCAUUCCAUAAACCAAGUUGUUUGUUUCAGCUUCUUGAACUUAAAUGGUGAUAUCACAUAUUGUUUUCUUUGUGAGCUUCUUUCUAAAUUUUAAUGGUAAACUGUAGAUAGAUUUAUUAUUGAAUACUUAUUCAAAUGAGAAAGCGCAGUAAAAAUGUUUGAACUUAGAUCCUGAACAUUGGAAUGAUUCACCCCUAAAUCAGAACAGCCCUUCUGUGAAUUAACUUGUAUUGCUCUUGUUAUUCGUUUGUUUUGUUUUUUUAAAGAAAAAUAGCCUUUUUUUUAAAAGAAAUGUCCAUGGUGGAAGAAUUUCCUGUUUUCUAGAACUCCUAUGAACAAUCACAUUUUUUCAAGCUGGAGACAAAAUUAACUGCAGUCAUAUUUUUGAUUCAUGGGAAACUUUUGAUGACCUGUACUCUGUAAAACAAGUAUUGACAAUAAAUGUAGGAAAAGACAA